Molecule: messenger RNA, 1354 nt
Organism: Eurytemora carolleeae
Lineage: Eukaryota; Metazoa; Arthropoda; Copepoda; Calanoida; Temoridae
Exons: 11
Coding region: 59-1093 (344 amino acids)
Molecular function (GO): protein binding
Source: RefSeq, a predicted model, not a curated record
CAUAUAUUUUGUAUGAUUCAGAUUAAAUGAAAGUGCUGAUGUCCAAUCUAAACUCUCUAUGCUCGGGAAAUCUGUGUCAAGACAUUUAGACUCAUUAAAGCACAGUCUACAUAGAGAAGUACAGAAUAUGCUUGAAUUAAUGCAGAAAUCCUGCUCUGUGGCCUUCAAUGCACAUAGGGAUGAUGCACAUGCCGAGGGGGGAGAGUGUUAUAUUACUUUUAGCAGCUGUACCGUUAACAUAGGGAACGGGUUUAUCCCUAAGUCUGGAAUAUUCCAAUGCCCUGAGCCUGGCUUGUAUUUGUUUACUCUCACUGUCUGCACAUAUGACGGCAAGAAAUGCCUUCUUAUCAUCAGGAAGAACGAGAAGGAUGUGUGUGCUCUUAUUGACCAGGAUGGAAACGAAAAUAGAGGAAAAACUAUGAUAAAUCAAACUUGUUUUAUGCAACUUGAAAUAGGAGACAGAGUACAGGUUUAUGCUGUUACAGGGACAGGUUUAUCUGAUACUAAGAGUUCACACUAUACUCAGUUCUCAGGAGUUCUUCUUCGACCUUCUCCUGAAACCUUCAGAACUGCAAUCCGACAAGCUGUGCAGGCUGAAGAGGAGGAGAAUAGUUUAGCAGAAGGAUCUCUGCGUGGAUUCACCCCUAAUCCAUCUAAUAUAGAACUAAGAGCUGCGAGUAGGCGGGCUGCUAGCAGUUCAAGAACUGAAAAGGACCAAACUAAAGAAAAUGGAGUUCAGCAACAGGGUCCCAGUGUACCUAGUGUACCCAGUGUACCCAGUGUACCCGGUGUACCCGGUACAUCUGUCCCACUACCAACCGUAGUACCUAAAGAGAGAACUAAAAAGAAGGAAGAACUGAAGGAAGAGAAAGAAAAACCUCAACAGUCGUAUUUAGCGCUGACUGGGCUAGGAGGAGGGGACAAGAAACCAACGGAAAAUAUGGAAACCAACAAACAAUCUCAAAAUGGCGACGCCCAUCAAGAUACACUAAAACAAAAUGGCGACAGUUCAAGUAAACCGAAAGAAAUUAAACAGCCAACUGGCGCUAAAAAACAAGAAGGUUCUACUUUCUAUUCAUUCCUUAAAAGAUAGGUUUAACAAUUUAACUUAAACAAAUUGAACUUUUAAAAAAAUUGUAUUUUAUAAAUACACGGGACAAAAGCGGGACAGGAAAUACCCAGUCAGCACUAAUGUAUCCUCGGACAAUACAAUUUACAAACAUUUAGCAAAUUUAUAUAUAAUCCAUAUCUUCCAUAAGUAUGUAAACAUUCAUUCAAGGUGUUUAGUUCUUUAAGCAUGAUUAGACACAUGUUAGAAAACUCCAAUGUAAAAAAUAAAUCACGUGUAUCUAAA